GGUCAUUAUUGAUGAUGAUCAAACUGCCUGGCAGUUUGUGAGUGAGCCUCUGUCACACUUCAUGCUGAGUUUAGAAGUGACAACUUUCAGACAGGAUCAUUACUGGAACAUCAUUCUGCAGACCAGAGCGUUUAUUUGUUGUCUUUCUGUGUACCAUCAUGAUAAAGCCAUCAUCUGGACCAGGAGGUGUGUGCCGGUUGCUGGCCUCUUUGCUUUUUGGCCUAGAGUCUCAUAUGGACAACUCAGAGGAGAGCACUUUUCUACAGGACAUGCUCAUGGGCAAUACUCUGCAUCUGCUUAUUAAGGUCUAUGACAGGCUGCAGAAGUACAGAGCCCAGCGGCCUGCUCCACUGUUGGAAAGCACACAGGGCCUGGCUCAGGAUUUGGCAAAAGAGCUGCUCUGUGUAGUCGCCAGCCCAGAGACAACAGAGUUGUUAUACCUGCUCUCUAAACCUCAUGUACAGGCUCUUCUCUCAGUGCAUGACAUGGUGUCUCAGAAAGAGUUUGACCCUAAAUUGCCACCUCUGCCCCCACUGCCCGAACACAUAGAGAAAGAGGAAGAUUCAAUCAAGAUUGUUUGCUUGGUUAAAAACCAGGAGCCACUGGGAGCCACCAUCAAGAGAGAUGAGUCAACUGGAGCUAUAGUGGUGGCUCGGGUCAUGAGAGGAGGAGCUGCUGAUCGAAGUGGUCUAAUUCAUGAAGGUGACAAGCUCAAGGAAGUCAAUGGUGUUCCAAUGGAGGACAGGAAACCAGAGGAGAUCAUUCCCAUACUAGCCAAGUCAGAAGGAGCAGUGACCUUCAAAGUCAUCCCAGGCACGAAAGAAGAGCCAGAGAACGUAGAUAACAAGAUCUUUGUAAGGGCACUUUUUCACUAUGAUCCCCAAGCAGAUCCUGCUAUUCCAUGCAAAGACGCCGGGUUGGAAUUCUGGAGAGGAGAUGUGUUACAGAUUGUAAGCCAAGAAGAUGACACCUGGUGGCAGGCCAGGCAGCAUGGUGACGCCAACCUCAGGGCUGGAUUGAUUCCCUCAAGACAGCUUCAGGAAAGGAGAGUGACUUUACAAAGGCCUGCAGUUCUGUUCCACCCACUGAGAGAGGCCAUGAUAUAUGUUGCUGGUUUGAGGAAAAGUUUCCGGUUGAGCCGGAUGGACGGCACACGUCAACAGGUGAGACAAAAGACGGAUGAAGGACAUGCCGGAAUCCAUUUACCAAUAUAUCAGGAGGUCCUGCCUUACAAAAGAAAGCCUGACGAGCCUUACCGCCUUGUGCUCCUAACUGGGCCUAGUGGGGUUGGUGUGACCGAGUUAAAGAGAAGACUUCUACUCUCUGACCCAGAACACUUCAGUGUAUCUGUGCCAUAUACCACUCGGGAGCGGAAAAAGCAUGAGAGAGAAGGGGUGGAGUACCACUUUGUCUCCAAACACACUUUUGAAAAAGAUAUCCUCAACCACAAAUUUUUGGAGUAUGGUGAAUAUAAAGGGAACUACUACGGUAUGAGUCUGGAUUCAGUGCGCAGGGUUGUAGCGGAGAGCAAGGUGUGCCUGCUGGAUGUGAAGCCACAUGUGAGUAAAAGCUUAUACACCCCGGAGUUUAAACCCUAUGUUAUAUUUGUGAAGCCUCCGUCAAUAGAGAGCUUGAGACUGAGCCGAAGAAAAGCAAAAGUUUUGUCGAAUCAGAAUGAGCAAACACCUACAAAAAUAUUUACGGAGGACGACUUUCGGAAUAUGAUUACCAGUGCCCACGUCAUGGAGAAUAAAUAUGGCUACUUGUUUGAGAAAGUAAUCAUCAAUGAUGACCUGGCCGUGGCCUUCACUGAGCUGAGAGAUGAGCUCACAAAGAUAGAAACAGACACACACUGGAUCCCAAAUACAUGGACUCACGUCUGAAAAAGCAAUUCAUGUUCACUGAACCACUUAGACACGUGAUAACUUUUGACUAUGUUUUGGAGAUUUUCUGCAUAUAAAAAAGGCACACCAUAUUAUUGUAAUUAUACGCUUAUAAGUAGUGUGUGCUGGCCGGUCAUGAAUCAACUCCAUUCAUAACCGCCAAACUCAUGACACUGCACUGAAGUUGAAAUAGGUUUGUUUAUGUUGAGAAACAAGUAAUUGUAAAGAAUUUUUAUCUGCCCCUAAUUCGUACAUAAUGAUAUACAUUAGGCAGUAUUACUAGAUUAUUUCUAUACACAUAUUGCUUUGUGCACUGUUGUGGCUCACGCUUUGACAUUAAUCACUUACAGACGUGGAUUUUCCAUUGAAAAGAUGUGUUCUCAAUUUGGUUCAAGUGAGGUGGAGCAUUAGUUUCUUUUUUUUCUUUCGUAAAUUGUGAAUACAAGAUUGAACUCUGGAUUAGACCUCUGAAACACAUCCAGGUAGCUUUAUGAACCGAACAGUUCCAAUCCAAGUUUAUAUGUGUUCCUGACAUUGAACUCCAGGCUUCACAGUGAUUUAAAUGCCUUAGCGGUUUUGAAGAACAUUACUAUUUGCAGGUAUACAAGGUGAUCCAUGAGUCAACCUCUCAAAAGGAUCAAUCCAACCUUAGCUGCUUUUUUAAAGGUUUAAAUCUAGAAAAGAGCAACUCCCGUGGCAGUUCCUCCCAAAUACUGCAUUUAGAAAGAUGAGCUGACAUGGAAGUUAAGAGGAAGACGCUUGCUCAAGGUAACCUUAGUUGUUCUUGCGGACGCCAGAGGAGGAAGUGGAUCAUUUUCACCGGCCCUUAGCAUAUUAAAAUGGAAUUAAAGAGUAACGGGAGAGUUCCUGGGGUUACAUUGGAUGGUUGCCUGAUCAGUACAAGGGAUAAAACUCAUACCUGCCUGUAUACCUGUCUGUGAAGCCAGAAUGAAAGGUUUUUGAUUGAUAUUGUGACAGACUGUGAUCAAAAAUUUGAUUAAUAAUGUCAAAUAAUAAUAAUGACAAAUUUUUACACGUGGUUUGCCACUGGAAGCAUAAUCAGCUGUCAUGUGCUAGGUUACGCACAUUUCAGUUUAUUGCUCUUGCUACAUCUGCAGUCCUCAUGCGUCCCUGCGGCAGGACUAUAGCACGUUCAUGCAGGUGAGCAGAGUCCCUGGGCAUCUUUCUUCUGGUGUUUUCAGAAUUAGUACAAAGGUGUCUUUAAUGUCAUAAUGUAACUGUGACCUUAAUCGCCUGCCAUCUGUAAGCUGUUAGUGUCUAAAAGGCUGUUCCACGGGCACAUGCAAUAUUAGUUUAUGCUUCAUUGAACAAGCAUGUCAAACAUUGUUUAAACACUUUUCAAUAAAUAUCUGUAAAACUUAUGUGCAAAUUAAUAAUUAUGAUUAGGAUCAUUUUUAGUUAAAGGUGUUAAAGGAUCUGGCCCAGGUUUGACCACCUGCUAACCAUGGCUACACAUCCUACCAGCCUCAGAGGGAGCUGUUUAAAAAGAAGGCCAACACGAAGAUCUCUUCAGCACCGUUCUUCUGGCUUUGAACAGCGGUAGAGAUGGUGAAUCAUAACUUGUAUCUUGGAGUUUUCUCCAGCUCGUUGACACAAGCUUCGUUGUAAUUUCUUUGUAGGAAUCAAUUGCUUUCUCUGCAAGCGAUUCUACAGGUGCAACUAUAGGCUAUCUGUGGCAGCUCAGCUAUAUAUAUAGUGACUUGGAGAUGUUACUCACUCGCCUGGCCUGAGCAGAAUGAGAAACAAACCGGGAAGAAAAUAUUCAGCGUCAAAGAAGGUGGAGUUUCAGAUCGCGCCCACCGUUUGCAUAACAGCCCCUGACUUAUGGUAGCACAAAGGUGUUUAUGAGCUAAACAAAUUCCCCAAAAGGUUUGCUUUGUUGAGCCGAUUCGAACUGCCAAAACAAACUUUGUUUUGGCCUGAUUUUGUUGAAAUUACUUCAUUUCAGUUCAUUUUUUGAUUCGAUUUUAAGCAUAUCGGGGGCCUUGAGACAUGAGACUGAGCACUAACGCAACCUUUCAUUUCUCCCUCAGACAGCAGCAAAAGACCGAUCAGCCCCACAGGAAGAAGGAAGAGAGCACCCACGGCACCAGAGCACCUAUAUCCAUCUGUCCCUUUGCACAUUCCUUGUAAAUAAAU
Messenger RNA from Puntigrus tetrazona (Sumatra barb), 4043 nucleotides. It is a transcript of the gene mpp7b, whose product is annotated as membrane palmitoylated protein 7b. Gene Ontology annotation, biological process: protein localization to adherens junction. Gene Ontology annotation, molecular function: protein binding. The record is from RefSeq and is a predicted model, not a curated record. NCBI's taxonomy places the organism in Eukaryota, Metazoa, Chordata, Actinopteri, Cypriniformes, Cyprinidae. The coding region runs from base 159 to 1883 and encodes 574 amino acids. Gene Ontology annotation, cellular component: cell-cell junction; plasma membrane. The transcript is spliced from 17 exons.